Molecule: messenger RNA, 5475 nt
Organism: Dictyostelium purpureum
Lineage: Eukaryota; Evosea; Eumycetozoa; Dictyosteliales; Dictyosteliaceae
Exons: 3
Coding region: 1-5355 (1784 amino acids)
Molecular function (GO): acyltransferase activity, transferring groups other than amino-acyl groups
Source: RefSeq, a predicted model, not a curated record
AUGUCAACUGCUCCAAAUAAAAAUAACAACAAUAAUGAUACCCCAAAGAUGAAUGAUAAAAAUGAUAUUAAUGACAAUAUUGAUAUAAAUGAUCAAAAUGACAUCGAGGUUGAAGAAGACGAAUGGGCUUUUGUAGAUCUUUGGGAUAAUAAUAUAGAUCAACAAAAUUUAUUAGAAAGAUUUUGGAAUGAUCUUAUUAAAACAACUUCAAACACUUCAGAUAUGCAAACUCUAAGUGAUUGGAAUAAAGCUAUGUCCCCUGAAUCUCAAAAUAAUCCUGAUAUACCAGAUUUACAUAUCUUAUUAGCUUUUAAAGCAAGUGAUUUAGAAACAAUUAAAAAUUCAACAGAUACUUUUAAAAGUCCGCCACAUAAUAUUUAUAAUAAUUAUAAUUAUAAUAAUAACAAUAAUAAUAAUAUUAAUAAUAAUAAUAAUGGUAAAACUACAUCACCUUCAUCUUCAUCUUCAUCAGUAUCAUCAAAUACUACUACAACAAUUUCAAAUAAUAAUUUAUCAACACCACCAAUUUUAGUUACAACAUCAAAUAGUAUUAAUAUUCCAACUAAACUUUCAACACCAAAUGUUUCCAAUUCAUCAGCACCAUUUUAUACCGGAUCAAAUAACAAUAUCACUACUAAUGAUGAUUUAGAGUUAUCCUCAUCUUCUUCGUCAGGUUCAUCAUUUUCAUCAAUCAUUAGUCCAUCACCAAUUUCAUAUAUUACUACAAAUACUAUGAUUUCAUCAUCACCAUCAAGCACUGGAGAUAUUUUAAUGAGACCCGGUGGUAAGGUCACUCCCCCACAAAUUCUAAAUAAUAGUUCCCAGGUUAUUGCAGGUGUAAUUUUUGAAUAUUAUCCAAAUAUUAAUUGUGGUUUAUUUUUACAUAUGAUUAUUCAAAAAAAACAUAGAAAUAUGGGAUUAGAAGGAUUAUUAGUUAAAAGAGCUAUUGAAAUUUUAGAUAGAAAUGCACAUUCACAUGGUCAUUUGGCAGGAUGUAAUGCAAUCUUUUUUGAAACUAAAUCAGCAGUUAACAGCGGUAUUCCACAUCAAAGUAGUGAUCCAAACCAAAUUGAUCCAAGACAACAACAUUCAAUUCUUCAUAAGAUUGGUUUUAGAUUAGUAGAUUUUGACUAUACUAAAUUACCAUUGGUUCGUUUGGGUAAGUCAACCAAUUUAUUAUUGACAGUUUAUCUUUCUCCACAUAUUCCAAGCCAAAGUAGUUUAGAUGGCGACAAAUAUUACUUACCAAGUGUACUUUUAAAGAAUUUUAUUUAUGAUCUUUGGGAUACAUCAUAUUUAAAUUCCAAAGUUUCAAAGAAACCAGAUGAAGAUCCAGAGUAUGGAAGAGCUUUAGAACAAAUUGAAUUACGUGAAAAAAUUCCAUUGUUAGAUUUACCAUGGGGUGCUGGAAAGCCAUGGACACUAGUAGAUUUAUAUGAGGAUUAUGACGAAGAGCUCUUAGAGCGUUGUUACAGGGAAUUUAUGGUACCAAGCGUUAAACAUAGUGAAAUUCCAUCUUUAGGCAAUGUCCUUAGAGCAAUGUCCCCUGAAGGUGAGGAUUCAUCCUACUUACCUGAUGUCCAUGUAUUGUUAGCUGUUAGAUGGCCUGCUGACUUUUCAAAGGAUGGUGGUAAUUCCCAGCCAAUUAUCGAUGGUUUAUGUGUUUUCGAAUAUCAUACAGAACAAAAUUGUGGUAUUUUAACCCAUUUAAUUCUUCAAAAGAAAAACAGAGCAUCCGAAGGUUUAGACUCUCUAUUGGUAGAUUCAGCUGUUGAGAUUUUAGAUACAAAUGCAAGGGAACGUGGUAAUUUAGCUGGUUGUAAUGCAAUUUUUCUUCACAUUAAAAAUCCAUCACAAACUGUUAGUCCUGAUGUAGUCGAUAUCUGUCAACACCACAUGCUAUUAUACAAGAUGGGAUUCAAAUUAUUAGAUUUCGAUUAUUAUAUUCCACCACUUGAUAGCAUUACUUCACCAAAAAAGAUGAUGUUGGGUCUCUUCAUUACACCUUUAAUUCCAAAAUCAAAUGAAAAAGGUGAUCGUCCAUUCAUUCCAUCAAAUCUUUUAAAGCAAUUUGUUGAACUUCAAUGGGACAAUGCUUUUGGAUCAGAGCAAAUUAAAAAUUCACCAAACACCUAUUUAGAAUACCAAAGAAUGAUCGAACAGAUAGAAUUACGUGAAAGAAUUCCAUUAUUGGAUUUACCAUGGGAUAGCGGUAAACCAUGGACAUUGGUCGAUCUUUGGGAAGAUUACGAUCGUGAAUUAUUAGAACGUUUCUACAAAGAAAUUAUGAUACCAAAUUUCCCAAACAAGUACGAAUUGGAGCCAUUGGAAAACUGGAUCCAAGCAUUUUCAAGUGAGAUAAGAGAUGAUCCAAAUAUCUCUGAUCUUCAUAUUCUUUUAGCUCUCCGUUGGAGUGACAGCUCUACCCAACCAAUUAUUGAAGGUGUUAUCAUUUUCGAAUAUUUCUCAGCAAAUAACUGUGGUUUACUUACUUAUUUAAUCGUUCAAAAAACAUUCAAAGGAAAAGGUUUGGAUCGUAUAUUGGUUGAAAGUGCUAUCGAAAUUUUAAAUCAAAAUGCUAAAAGUCAAGGUUUCCUUCCAGGCUGCAAUGCAAUCUUUUUAGAGGUUUAUUCCGGUGAAAAAGUAACCAUAAAGCAAGAUGUUGUAGAUCCACGUAUGCGUCAUUCAAUCUAUCAUCAAAUUGGAUUUAGAUUGAUAGAUUUCGAAUACAUUGCACCACCACUCUCCAUAACCUACCCAAAACUCAAACAUUUCCUUUUAACUGUUUAUCUCACAGAGCACAUACCAAAGAUGCCAUUAGAGGAUGGGAAAUAUUAUUUACCAAGCAGUGUUUUAAAGAAUUUUAUUACUGUUCUUUGGAAGAAUGCAUAUGCCACCAAUAAAAUUAAACAUCAACCCCAAGUCGAUGGAGAUUUCACCAGAAUGAUAGAACAAUUCGAAUACCGUGAAAAAGUGCCAUUAUUGGAUUUACCUUGGGGUGCAAGUAAACCAUGGACAUUAGUAGACUUAAGAGAUGACUAUGACGAGGACUUGAUGGUACGUUUUUAUAAUGAAUUAAUGUUACCAAAUUUCCCAAUGAAGAAUGAGUUGGAGCCACUUUCAAAUUUCAUCAGUGCACUCUCAGAGGAAAGAAGAGAAUCCUAUAAUCCACAUCUCAGCGAAGUUCAUGUCUUAUUAGCUUUAAGAUGGCCAACAGAUAGCUUUGAUCUCCAACCUACUAUUGGUGCCGGUAUUAUUUUUGAAUACUAUUCAAAUACAAAUUGUGGUUUAUUAUCAUACUUGGUUGUUCAUCGUUCAUCAAGAGGUCAGGGAUUGGCAGGUAUUCUCGUUGAAAGAGCAGUUGAGCUCUUGGAUAAACAUGCUAAAACUCGUGGUCAAUUGGCUGGUUGCAAUUGCAUCUUUUUAGAAACCAAUUCUGCAGAAAAAGUUACACUUCAACAAGAUGUUAUGGAUCCUCGUAUGAGACAUACAAUCUAUUAUAAAAUGGGCUUUAGAAUGAUCGAUUUUGAAUAUAUUAUGCCACCACUCUAUGCUGGAUUCGAAAAACUUCGUGGUGUACUCUUAUUGACCGUAUAUCUUACACCUCAUAUUCCAUAUCAAGAUGUAAAUGGUAAAAAGCAAUACUAUUUACCAAAUGUAUUACUUAAGAAUUUUAUUGGUUCUCAAUGGGAAAAUGCCUAUCGUAAUAAUCGUCUCUCUGUAUUACCAAAUCAAGAUGUAGAUUUUACCAUGUCGCUAGACCAAUUGGAAAUUCGUGAACGUGUUCCAUUAUUAGAUUUACCAUGGGGUGACGGAAAAGAUUGGAUGAUUGUCGAUCUUUGGGAAGAUUAUGAUCAAGAACUAUUGGAUGCUUUUUACAAGAAAUAUAUGAUCACCCAAUUUGGUACAUCAGAUGAAUUAGAACCAUUGGACAAUUGGCAUAAGGCUUUAUCAGAUGAAGGUCGUGAUGAUCCAAAUAUUUGCGAUCUCCAUGUUUUAUUGGCUUUAGGUUUGCCAGGUGAACACAAAGGAAAAGGUCACAAAUAUAUUAUUGGUGGUUUGGUUUUCGAAUAUUACCCAGAAACAAAUACUGCUUUAGUUACAUAUUUGGUUGUAAAUCAACGUUGGUCAGGUAAAGGUAUUGGUACAGAUUUGAUAUUACGUACACUCACUAUUUUAGAUCAAAAUGCAAAACAAAAGGGUCAUAUCGCUGGUUGUAAUGCAAUCUUUUUAGAGGUUAUGUUUUCACCACAAAGUACCAUUAAUGGUCCAGAUUCAUCCCUUAGCCAUGUUUUCCUUUUCAACAAAGGUUUCCGUCUUUUGGAUUUCGAAUAUUAUCAACCACCAACUUCUUUAAAGAAUCCAAAAUCAAAUAAUGUAUGUCUUACUGUUCUCCUAACUCCUCGUAUUCCUAAGCAUGGUGAAGGUAGUGAAAUUCAACCAUUUGUUCCAUCAUCUCUUUUAAGAUCUUUUAUCACUACUCUUUGGGAAGAUGAAUGCGGUUUAAUUGGUUACAAUUUCGAAAAAGAUCCUUGUUAUUUACGUAUGAUGAAUCAAUUGGAUAACAAUGAAUAUUUCCAUUGUUUAGACUUACCUUGGAUUAAACAUAGAAUUGACCCAGCUACUUUACCAAUUUCAACUGAUAAAUCUGCAAAUAGUUUUGAAAAUCAUAUAAAUUUUUCAAACUCAUUUAAUAAUUUAAAUAUUAGUUAUUCAUCACCAAAUCCAAUUCAUUUAAAUUCAAAAGAUCACAUUUUAAAUAAUAAUAAUAAUAAUAGUAGUUUAAAUAAUAGUGGUAAUAAUAUGAUAUAUAACACCAAUAAUAAUGAACAAAAAGAACAAUCCCAACCAUUAACCCCAAAUUCUCAACAACAACAACAAAGAGAACCUCCAUUACCAACACAACCAUUAACUCCAAAAUCACAACAACAAGUUGUACAACAGCAUUUAAAUAAUUCAUCUUCAAGUUUAACUCCUACCUCAACUAGUUUAAGAGCUUCAGCAAAUAAUCAAAGAAACUAUUUAAAUUCAAGUGGUGGGUUUGUAUUAAAUAAUUUGGAAAAGCUAGAUAGUAGUUUAGGUAAAUCAAAUAGUAAUAAUAAUUUAGCAGGCACCUAUUUUAGCACAUCAAAUGAAAAUAGUGGCGAUCAAAAUGUAGCUAAUAAUAAUGUAUCUGUUCAAAAAGAUAAAAUGAAAUUUUCAACACCAAAUUCCUCUGCACCAAGUUCACCUAUUCUUUCACCACAAAGUUUAAGCUCAAUCAUAUUACCAUCUAAUGCUGCUCCAUUAUCUCCAGCUCUAUUCCCAAAAUUAAGUAACUCCUCGAUAGUCCAAAAAGUAACUUUAGAUAAAUAAGAGUAUUAAUCAAUAAUAAUAAUAAAAAAUAAUUUAAAAAUAUAUUUAAAUAAAUAUUUUAAUUUUAUUUUUCUAAAAUUUUUAAAUAUAAAUAAAAAUGCAAGAAUAUUUGUAUAUUGG